AUGUCUUCUGUCCAAGAAAGAAACCCGUGGCCUUAUGCACUAGGCAUGUAUUUAAAAUUGAAUAUUUUUAUUAAAUAUUUUACGCUUCAGGUCCAAGGAAAGAUUCCUGAAUGGUUAGAAGGUGUUCUUUAUCGUGUUGGCCCUGGAACUUUUAAAAUCCCAUCCAAGAAAAAUCCAGAAAUUGUAUUUUCUUUUGAUCAUUGGUUUGAUGGACUUGGCCAAGUUCAUCGUUUCGAAAUUAGAAACGGUGUUGUUACUUAUAGAAGCAGAAACAUAGCUUCCGCGAAUGAAAAUUAUAUAGCAGAAAAUGGUAGAUUGCCAGUAACUGAUAUUACAUUUGGACAAGAUAUUUGUAAAAAUGUAUUUAAAAAGUUCUUCACUGUCUUCCAAGCAUCUGUUACACCAAGAAACCUAGCAAAUGAUCCAAACCAAAGAAAUGUUUCUGUAACUCUCACUAAAGGCCUUCCAUAUCCAGAAGGAAAAUCUGAAACAAAGGUCACUCGUACACUUGUUUUAGGAACCGAUGCGAAUAUUUUAAAGUCGAUUGAUCCAGUUACUCUCGAGCCUAUUCAAAAUUUCUCAUUUGAAGAAUUUCAUCCUGAUUUAUCUGGACCUAUGGCACCAGCUCAUUCUCAAUAUGAUGCAGAAACAGGAGAAUAUUUUUCAUUUGUUCCUAAUAGUGGUUCUAGAUCUGAGUAUAACGUAUUUUCUGUUAAAACUGAUGAAGAAACUGGAAAACCUGUUACGACUAUUCUUGCAACAAUUCCAUCAAAAUUAACGCAAUGCGAUUUUGUGAUGAAUGGUGCGAAAAUAUUAUGGGAGCGCAAUUUAAUCCGAUCAUUUGACCCAUGGGAUCCUAACAAGAAGGCACACUUUUAUGUUAUUGAUCGUAACCUUAAAAAACAUGUGGCAACUUAUACCUCACCAACAUUCUUCUGUUUCCAUACAAUAAACGCAUAUGAUGAAGGAGAUGAUAUAAUUAUUGAUUUAUCUCAGUUUAAAGAUAAUAGCGUUAUCUUUCAACUUACAAUAAACCGACUUUUGGAAUCUUCCGAAAUUGAUGCUGAAAAACAACCACAAAAAUUUGAAUUAAAUAGACUGUAUAGGUAUAAGUUGGGCAAUGUUUCAAAAAAUUUAGAUAGAGUAAAUUUGAAUUAUGGUAAUGAGAAAUUUCCGAACGCAGAAAUUGUAUUCGCAGUGUCUGAAGACUUGAAUGUUGAACUUCCAGUAGUUAAUUUUUCAAGAUAUCAUAUGAAAAAGUAUCGAUAUGUUUAUGGUGUCUCACGCUCAGAUUCUAAUUCUCACUUUCUAUUUGAUCGACUUAUAAAAAUUGACCUUCAUCAAACUGACAAUGGAUCAUUUAAUCAUAAAAUCUGGCGACAAUUUGGAUGCACACCUAGCGAACCAAUUUUUGUUUCUGCACCAAACGCUGUUGAAGAGGAUGAUGGUGUGAUAACAAGUAUCGUGCUUGAUGGUACAAAAAAUUCUAGCUUUUUAUUGAUUUUAGAUGCUAAAUCGUUUAAAGAAAUUGCCAGAGCGGAAAUGGAACUUGGUAAAGUUGUUCCUUAUGGAUUCCAUGGAUUAUGGAAUGAUCUUGAUUAA
Messenger RNA from Cetraspora pellucida, 1602 nucleotides. The record is from the annotation of a GenBank genome assembly. Lineage: Eukaryota; Fungi; Glomeromycota; Glomeromycetes; Diversisporales; Gigasporaceae.